Molecule: messenger RNA, 1585 nt
Organism: Fonticula alba
Lineage: Eukaryota; Rotosphaerida; Fonticulaceae
Exons: 4
Coding region: 175-1362 (395 amino acids)
Source: RefSeq, a predicted model, not a curated record
CCUGCACCGAUUGCCCGGCUCCCUCCUCCUCCCGCUGGCGGCUGUGUCUCCAUCCGUCCCCUGCCUCCCCUCUCGCCUGCCGCCCCCCAUCCCCCGGCGCCCUCCUCCCCGCCCGUGUCGUCGCAGCGACCACUCCCCUUCGCUUCCUCCCUCUUCCCCUUCCCCUAGCCGCCAAUGGAUCUCCCAAGCCCGCCGCCAGCCCUGAUUGCCUCGACCGCUGUGGCGGUGGUCGCCAGUCUGACUUCGGUCUUCCUCAUGCUGCGCCUGCGGUCGCUUUCCUCCGAGCCGUCGGCCCCGAAGAUCGAGCCUCACGACGAGGAGCUGGCCGUGCAGCUGGAGCAGGCCAUCCAGGCCAAGGAGAAGGCCGAGCAGCUGCGCCGCGAGGAGCGAACUGGCCGCAUCAAGGCCGAGCAGGCCCUCCGGUCGCUGCAGUCGGUGUCCAAGCUCCAGGGCUCCUCGGCUGACGCCGACGCCUCGGCCAGCGACACCGGCGCCGUCACGCUGGCCCCGGUGGAGGGUGCCGCCGGGACCCGGCCCCCGACGGACAUGCUCUUGCGGCCGAUCGGCCAUCUGCACUCGGUGUUCAAGACGCGCAAUGGCACCCCCCGGCAGGGGCUGGUGGUGACCCGGGCCCGGGCCACCUUGCGUCUGGACAAGUCCCUGAAGCUGGACGGCCGCUAUGCCUUCGAUGGGAUUGAGCACUACUCGCACCUCUACCUGAUCUUCGGCUUCCACGAGAACACCAACCUCCCUGGGGCUCCGCUCAAGAGCAAGGUCACCCCGCCGCGCUUCGGCCAGAAGGUGGGUGUCUUCGCCACGCGCUCGCCCCACCGGCCCAACCCCCUGGGCCUGAGCCUGGUCACCCUGGACGCCGUGAAGGAUGGCGUUCUGCAUCUGUCCGGCAUCGAUCUGAUCGACGGGACGCCCAUCUACGACAUCAAGGGCUACAACCCGGAUGUGGACGCCUUCCCGGACGCCACGCGUCCGGAGUGGAUUCCGCCCACCUCAUCCACGGACUUCUCCUCGGUGGAGUUCACCGAGGAGGCCUUGGCCUCGCUGGAACACCUGUGCCGGCGGAAUACCUUCCAGUUUUACCCCACCUUCCAGGAGGCCCAUGACUUCCUGGUGCAGGCGCUCAGCUUCGACAUCCGGUCCAUCCAUCGGCGCUCGCUGGCCGCCUCGCAGGCUGACGCGGCGCCGCUCGAGCACGCGGUCCAGUUUGACCGUGUCGUGGUCACCUACACCACGGAGGCCACCACGGUCCCGGGCCGCGGGCCGUCCGACAGCGAGGAGGAUGUCGAGCCGCUUGUGCGCAUCAUCCGCAUUGAGAAGAACCCGCGCUACUUCGGGGCCAAUGAGUAGUGGAGGUAGCUCGCCCUCGCCUCGUUCCCGCGCUCUCCUCGGCGGGGGGAAAAUGGAGCUGCCUGUGUCCCCGUGUGCUUUUCUUUCCUCCCCCCUCUGUCUCUCUCCCUCUUUCGCUCUCUUUCCUGCUCGUUUGCUUCCUGUCUCCGGCUGUGGAUUGAAUGCGCGCACGCGUCAGCGAGAGUGUGAACAAAUCCGACGAGCUGGCUGCCAUGAUCUCGGG